Molecule: messenger RNA, 3778 nt
Organism: Carassius gibelio (silver crucian carp)
Lineage: Eukaryota; Metazoa; Chordata; Actinopteri; Cypriniformes; Cyprinidae
Gene: etnk1
Product: ethanolamine kinase 1
Exons: 8
Coding region: 76-1158 (360 amino acids)
Biological process (GO): phosphatidylethanolamine biosynthetic process
Cellular component (GO): cytoplasm
Molecular function (GO): ethanolamine kinase activity
Source: RefSeq, a predicted model, not a curated record
CCUCACCCUGCGUUACUUUAUCGCAUUCACUGAAUCUUCUCCGUCUCAGAGCAGCACCAGCAAGAGUAUAUAGCAAUGGCCAAUUACAUUCACGUCCCAGAAGGCGCGCCUUUGGUUCCUAAAUUAGACGUGACUCUAGACGAGCACGAUUACAGAGCCGGAGCGCUGAAACUCAUCAAAACGUUGAGACCUCACUGGAAACCUUCGGAGGUCAAAAUGAAGUCUUUCACCGACGGUAUCACAAACAAGCUGAUUGGCUGUUACGUCGGCGGGGCCAUGCAGGACGUGGUCCUGGUUCGGGUCUACGGGAACAAGACAGAACUGUUUGUGGACCGUGAGAACGAAGUGAAGAGCUUCCGUGUCCUGCAGGCGCACCGAUGUGCUCCACGCCUCUACUGCACCUUCAACAACGGCCUGUGCUAUGAGUUCCUACAGGGAGUGGCCCUGGAGCCCGAGCACAUCCGUAGCCCUGCCAUGUUCAGGCACAUUGCGAGGCAGAUGGCAAAGUACCAUGCCAUACAUGCCCACAACGGCUGGGUGCCCCAAUCAGACCUCUGGCUGAAGAUGAGCAAGUUCUUUUCUCUUGUUCCAACACACUUUGAAGACCCUGAGAUGGACCAGAGGCUGAACAGUGAGGUGCCCAGCACCGCGUGUCUUAGAGACGAGAUGAUCUGGCUUCAGCAGAACCUUUCUAAACUGGGUUCCCCAGUCGUUCUGUGUCACAACGAUCUGCUCUGUAAGAACAUCAUCUACAAACAACAGGAAGGAAAUGUCAAAUUCAUUGACUACGAAUAUGCUGGGUACAAUUAUCAAGCCUAUGAUAUUGGCAAUCACUUCAAUGAAUUUGCAGGUCUGAAUGAGGUGGACUACACCCUGUAUCCCGGGCGAGAGCUCCAGUUGCAAUGGCUCCAGGCCUAUCUGGAGGCCUACAAGGAGUACAAAUCCCAGGGCACACAGGUGUCCAACACUGAAGUGGAGGUGCUGUACGUGCAAGUCAACCGCUUCGCCUUGGCAUCUCAUUUCUUUUGGGGACUGUGGGCAUUAAUCCAGGCUCAGUACUCCACUAUCGACUUUGACUUCUUGGGAUAUGCAGUUCUCCGUUUCAACCAGUACUUCAAGAUGAAACCAGAGGUGAUGUCACUGCUCCUUCCAGAAUAAUCUCUCAGGUCAUGGCUUGUGCUACUCUCGAGAAGGGCUCCCCCUGGUGGACACAAGAACUAGCUGGAGACCUCUUCAAUUUGUAGACCGAACACUGCACUUACUUGUCUGAACACAUUAUAUUAGAUAAGCCCCAUCUCUGAACUCAAAGUUGGUUUAGCGUUGUAGAAAACCAAGCACUUAAGCCACCCUCCUCUCUUUAAUGUGGCGAUCAAGAGAGAGGGUCACCCCUGUGCCCUAGUCCAUUUUAGUGAUAUUGCCAAUAGAGGAAGCAAAAACUGACACACAGAUGGCUUACUCUGGAGCCUCCACUUGCCAAUGUAUGUGACGAGCGAGCCCUGGAGAAUUUCAAAUAAAGAAAAGCUCCCAGAUACCGGUCCUCCAAGGACAGGGAACCUCCCUCAACAACAAUUAUUAUCUGAAGUCAGAGAGGAGGGCUGCUGGGUCUGUUCCCAGCAACUAACUGUUCUCACCCUAAAGGUCAUUCCUGCUUGUUUACACACCUUUUAAUGAGAGAAAUCAGUGUACUGUAAGAUCAUGUAGGGUUUACUGUAUGGAUAGUCACUGAUUCGGUCUAAACGGGGAACUUCUGGCCUGUCUGUUCCUUUAAGUGUUGUUCCUGGCACAGCCGCGGUAAGAUGCGUAAUUCGGGGACCAAUAGAAGCUUCGUUGUUCGUUUCUGGCAGACGAUUCCUCCCCCCGUCCUGUCACUGUGAACCACUGUAUAGCGCAUUCAUAAAGUUCUUCAUUGUUUUCUCAGCGUGGUGCUUGAAGAAAGUAGCCAAGGCUACGACGAGCCUGUAGCUAAUCUGAAGCCCACACCAAAGUGCUGAUAUUUCUUGCUUGUACAUUACAGACAGUGUAUUUUUCCACAGUAGAAAUAACGUGGUAAUAUUUACGUCACAUGGUGGUUUUGUACUGAUUUAAGUGGCGCUGUUAAAGAGGUGGCUCUUUUUCUGGGAGGUAUCCGUGAACUUGUUGUAAUGGAUGUAUUUCCUGGAAGCCUUAAUGAUGGUAUCGCUUUCUGAAUGCACUACUAAAGCUUUUGUAUUCGUACUCCCCAUCCGCCUAGCUAACUGACAGGCCUUUUUGCACAAACUGACUGCUUUAAGAACAAAACCAGUCCUCAGAUCACCGUGCGAUGGGCCGCUCUUUCUGCUUUAGGACUAGUUUAACUGCACAUGGUGAGAGUAGAGAUAAUGCUUUAUUUAGCAGGGUCCCUCCACAAGCCGCUCCACACAGUAAUGGUGUAGUAGUUUAUUCAUAUUAAUCUGGACUUGAAAUGAACAAAAAUGCCCUAUAUAAAUAUAUCUAUUACCCCACUGUUCAAAAGUUUGGAGUCAAUGAGAUUUGAUUUGAUUGAUUUCUUUAUUUAUUUUAGAAAGACAUUAAUACUUUUAUUCCGUUCUCUCCUUUUUAUUCAUUAAAGAAUCCUGAAAGUAAAUCAGUUUCCACAAAAAUAUUUAGCAUCACAACUGGGUUUAACGUUUAUGUUAAGAAAUGUUUCCUGAGCACCACAUUAUUAUAUUAGACUGAUUUCUGAAGGAUCGUGUGACACUGAAGACUGGAGUAAUGGCUGCUGAAAAGUCAUGGUUAUGGUUUCUACAUUCUGAUCAAGUAAAUGUUGCCUUAGUGAGAUUGAAUCUUCUUUUAAAACUGUUAGAAAAUCUUCCUGACCCCAAACCUUUCAACAUUUGGUUUCAUAAUAUUUUGUUCUAGGCUGAUCUAGUGUUGUGUUUAGACACAAUGGUGACCACUCCAAUCAACCAAUUCAUUUAAAUUAUUUGACAAAAUAUCUUGGAGAGAAAAAAAAAUAGCCAUUAUGAAUAUAAAAAAAUGCCACUGAAAUCAAUUCCAGUUAGUUUCAGAUUAUGCUCAGGACACUUGAACAAUAUAGUGUAAAGUGUGACCAAGCUUUUUCUUUUUCUCCCAAAAUUUCUGGUGCAAACCUUAGCUCUGAGACUUGCCUUUGCACCGCCUGGCCACCCUCAUUUACCUCAGUUUCCUGUGUCAGUUUGCCUAUACUACAAACAACCAUGUAUAAUUCUGUAAAUACUAGAAACUGUGAAUUUCAGGUUGUUUUAUAGUAUUUUGAUGUAUGCUUCUUUUUCUAUGCCAGUUCUUUUGUAACGGUCAAGGUUGCACCUUGAUCAUGUUUUUGAACUGUCAAAGACCACACAGAAUGCUACAUUUUCCUUUUUUAUUUUAUUUAAUACACCAGAAAUGUUCAUCAAACAUCUAGUGGAAAAACUCACUCUUUUAACAGUCUAUAACUGAUUUGCACUCUUUAGCAUUUGUAGAAAACCGAAAAGUGAUGCAUGGUUCCACCUUUCAGGCAAUGAAGUGCUUCUGGUGAACAUCAAACGUAAAGGACUGCCUCAUGCAAGCAUCUACUGGCAGUUUUUAAUGUAGGUGUAUAUGUACAACUGUAAACAUACUGUAAAAGAAAAUCUUGGCUUAUUAUUAAACAAUGCCUGUUGUCAAUAACUAACCAGAGAUAGUCUUUUUCUAAGAAGAACUGUUUAAGUAGAUUUAAUAAUAAUCCGGGGAUUCAAUCCUGAAGUGUAGCAUAGAUUCUGUAACAAAUCUGAAUAGAAAUAAAAUUGAAUGAAAUUAAAAA